AAUCAACCCCGAUAAUUCCAAUUAUCCAAACAGAUUUUUUCCUAUCUCCUAAUCUCCUCUCAUUCUCAGUUGCUAAAGCCUAAAAGAAUAAUUAAAUUAAAAAAAAAAAACUUAUUUCAAUUUUUCCUUUUUUUAUAUUCCCUCUAAUUUCACCUUCGUGCACCCCAAGUUUCAACCCAAUUACUUUUUCAAUGGCCUUUCUCGUCUCUUCCCCAGAAAUCUCUCCCAAGAUCUUCUUUAAUCCUAACCUUAAUUCUAGAAAUUACAAGAAUCUUGCUAGUUUGAGCAAUAAUCAGAAAAUUGGUUCUCGGGCUAGGGUUAGGGUUUCGGGAUUGGAUAAAAAUGUUAGGUUGUACGGACAGUAUUCAGCUCCUGUGAAGCCGAGCAAAGAAGAAGAAGAGAAGCAGAAUUACUAUGUGAACAUGGGUUAUGCGAUUCGGACUCUAAGAGAAGAGUUUCCGGCGCUCUUCUAUAGAGAGCUCAGUUUCGAUAUUUACAGGGAUGAUAUUGUAUUUAAAGAUCCAGUGAAUACUUUUAUGGGCAUUGAGAACUAUAAAUCAAUUUUCUGGGCAUUGCGAUUCCAAGGCAGGAUAUUUUUCAGGGCAUUGUGGCUUGACGUAGUCAGUGUUUGGCAGCCCAUGGAGAAUAUCAUAAUGGUUCGUUGGACUGUCCAUGGCAUCCCACGUGUUCCUUGGGAGAGUCGUGGACGAUUUGAUGGCACUUCUGAGUACAAACUUGACAAGAAUGGGAAGAUCUUUGAGCAUCGUGUUGACAACAUCGCUCUCAAUUCACCACCGAAGUUCCGUGUACUUGCUGUGGAAGAAUUAAUCCAAUCUAUCGGUUGCUCCUCUACCCCAAAACCUACCUAUUUUGAAAUUUCAUCUUGUGAUAGAAGUUAAGAGUUCUUUUUCCAGUUUUGGUAUAUGUCAUACUAUGGUUGAGUCUUCCUGAGCUUGAAGUUGGCAUCAUUUCUGCUGUCUGAUAACUCAGUAUAGAUUACUGUCUGUAACCUCAGUUGACUCAGGCUCAUGUUGAAUUGAGUACUAUGAUAAACAUUAGCAAACAUGCACUGUAUUAACCCUCCUUGCUGUUAUUAGUUUUAAAAUGCGGACAGUAUUUGUAUAAGAGUUGUGUAAAUAUUGUACAGUGGGAGUUUAAGUGUAAGUUGUACUACUUGUGUACCAUGUAUUUUGUCAGAUAUAUGUAUGAAUUUUUAUGUAUAAAUACAAAGUUAUAUGUAUGCAUUUAUAUAUAAA
Messenger RNA from Pistacia vera, 1256 nucleotides. RefSeq lists its product as uncharacterized. Bases 192 to 899 code for a protein of 235 amino acids. The transcript is spliced from 2 exons. The record is from RefSeq and is a predicted model, not a curated record. Lineage: Eukaryota; Viridiplantae; Streptophyta; Magnoliopsida; Sapindales; Anacardiaceae.